AUGGCUUCUCAUGCUUCCUGUAUAUUCUGUAAAAUUAUCAAAGGUGAAAUUCCUUCUUUCAAGUUAAUUGAAACUGCAAAGACUUAUUCCUUCUUGGACAUUCAACCAAUUGCUGAAGCCCACGUUUUAAUUAUCCCUAAACACCAUGGGGCAAAGUUGCACAACAUUCCAGACGACUACCUUAGUGACAUUUUACCAGUUGUCAAAAAAUUGACAAAAGUCUUGAAAUUGGACGAAAAUAAUACUCCAGAAGGUGAAGGUUAUAACGUUUUACAGAACAACGGAAGAAUUGCUCAUCAAGUUGUUGAUCACGUUCACUUCCAUUUGAUUCCUAAAAAGGAUGAGGCUACAGGUUUAGGUGUUGGUUGGCCUGCUGAAGCCACUGAUUUUGAUAAAUUAGGAAAAUUGCAUGAGAAAUUAAAGGAAGAAUUGGCUAAGGUAGAUAAUGAAAAAUUAUAA
Molecule: messenger RNA, 459 nt
Organism: Candida albicans SC5314
Lineage: Eukaryota; Fungi; Ascomycota; Pichiomycetes; Serinales; Debaryomycetaceae
Gene: HNT1
Product: adenosine 5'-monophosphoramidase
Exons: 1
Coding region: 1-459 (152 amino acids)
Biological process (GO): nucleotide metabolic process
Molecular function (GO): catalytic activity
Source: RefSeq, a predicted model, not a curated record